Messenger RNA from Penicillium soppii, 3375 nucleotides. Its product is annotated as NPA1/URB1 family protein. The transcript has 3 exons. Lineage: Eukaryota; Fungi; Ascomycota; Eurotiomycetes; Eurotiales; Aspergillaceae. Gene Ontology annotation, biological process: maturation of 5.8S rRNA from tricistronic rRNA transcript (SSU-rRNA, 5.8S rRNA, LSU-rRNA); maturation of LSU-rRNA from tricistronic rRNA transcript (SSU-rRNA, 5.8S rRNA, LSU-rRNA). The coding region runs from base 1 to 3375 and encodes 1124 amino acids. Gene Ontology annotation, cellular component: nucleolus. The record is from RefSeq and is a predicted model, not a curated record.
AUGUCGCACAUCACAGAGCACCCGUCGCGGGCGAAGCGAAGAAAGCUCGAUGAACCAGAGGCAGAGAAGCCAGCUGUCACAUCAAAUAUCAAGAAUCCAUCCCAGCUACGUGAACUGUUAGCUGUCCAGCAAAAUGCUCCGCUGGCGAAGCAAGGCAUCAACAAGUUCAAAGAAUUCCUCCUGUCGAUAGGCCAAGCAGAGAAUGAAGCUGCCAAGGUGGAGAAGUUGCGCGUCCUCAAGAAUUAUUGCGAUAAGCAAAUCACCAAUUCCGGCAAGGAGGAUGAGACUUCAGUCUGUUUCCCAGAUUUGAUUGCCUCCUGGGCGUUUGCAGACGGAAACAACAACGAACCUUUGUUAACAGGUGUACCAUCUGUUCUGGCGCUUUUCUUUAAGACAAUCUCCUCGGAGCUGGAAUUCCGAGAAUUCGGAAUCGCACUGUGCAAGCAUCUUCUGCAGAAAGAUCAGCUGCGAUUGUUCAAUCGCGGUCUCACAGCAACCAAGUCUAAGGAGCAUUUGAUCUCACCAUGUCUGCGUUUGCUUACGGAGAUGGUCACUUUCGAUGGAGGAGCCGUGGCACGCCAGUUAUAUCUCCGGCGUUACAUUACCUUCAAGCGAUUAGAGGUAUUCUUAACUCCUAACAAGAUGCAGGAGGGCCCAGAUGGAGAAUCGAAGAAGUCGACUCUCAGACGGAACGCUCAGACAUACUUGCUUGCGAACCUGAGACUCCAACAUGCUUCCGAGAAGGGCGAUAUCAUCGAACAGCAUAAAAUUACCAGAUCUUUCCUCGAAUAUAUCCGCAAAGAUUCUCGGGAGACAGUGCUGGAGAUUAUCAAGGCUAUUGAGCGGGACGUGGUGCAAGAUGCCAAUCUCUCGCGCAAGUCUAAGAGCAAGUUCUUUAACCGCCAAAAUUUGGAGCGCCUGGUGACCCUGUAUGGAUAUGACCGAGAAUCAGAGGAAGCGAACCCUGACGGCAUUGUGAUUGCCAAUGAGAUUCACCGGGUCAUGAUGAAUGUCUGCAAGACUGCCGGGCUUGGUGUUCUCUUACCGGAAACAGGCUGGUACCCGGUCGGAACUGACCCAGAGACUUUGCCUACCGACGACGAUGCGUGCAUUGAGUUGGGCCUUGAUUCGCCCGUUUAUGUCGACAAAUACAGAGACUCCGUUCCGGUGAGGAACGGGUCUCUUUCCUUUCUUAUCCAGUGUCUCCGGCCAGAUCAGGAUAGUCUGCAGAUUGAGUUGCUCGUCACAAUAUUCAAGGUCGCACCUGAGUUGAUUGCGGAUUUCUUCUCGCGAAAGACUAUGUUCAUUUCAGACCCCAAGGCCACCCCCUCAUGGAUGGCUGAGUCGGCUUUCCUCUUCUCAACUGUGCAGCUGCCUGUUCCUGCGAACUGCGGUUGGAAGGAGAAGCAGCCCAUCCUGCCACCGCCGGUUUCCAUCGUUAUCGAAAAUAUCCUUCCUCGUCCCCUCAGCCAGAAGAUCAUGACCCGCUGUCUUAACCAGAAUGCGGAAAUCAUCACGUUGUUCGCCGUUCGAAUUCUGACUGUCGCUUUUGCUAAACUGCGAGCCGUUCUCAAAGUCUUCCAGGCCGACCAUGGCCAAGGCCAACUCUUCUGGAACCAGGCUUCCGCUAAGCUUCUCGCGGAGUUCUCUCGCCGAUGCCCGGCAGUCAAGGAUGUUGUAGUUCUCUUUCGCCGAACAGAGAAGGAAGACUUGACACAACAGGAGGCUGUUGCCGAGCUCUUGACCUGCUAUUACGAGGUGAUGCCUGAUAUUGCCCUCGAGGAGAACUUUGACGUGUCGCUGGUUUUGGUCGACUUACUCAAGAGACUAGAAGCCUCGGAUGUCAGCGCAGACGACUCAGAAUCGCUUAUGAGUCAACUGCAGAGUAUUCUUCAGAUCGCACAGCAAUCAGCUUCACUGCGUUGGUGGCAAAAGCCAGCAAACAUGCAAUACUCCCCAUUCACCUCUAUUCUGAAGGUCCUUAUGGAUACUUCGGACAAAAAUUCUUCGCGGCGUAUCUCUAGUUUGCUCAAGACUGUACUGGUUGAGAACUCCAUUUUGCAGAGCUCCCCCCACGCAUUUACAUCUAUCCUAUCCAGUCUUGAGAACUCUGAGUCUGACGCCUUGCACCAGCAGUUGAUAUUCUUUGACAACUGUGUCUCUCGCGUUGCAAAGAAGCCUGUUCACUAUCUCGAUCUGCUUCAAUCAUUGUCCUCGGAUUCUGGAACUACUAGCGCGCUCGUGGCUGUCAUCGUUGAGCAAUGGCCGUUUGUCGUCAAAGCUGGAGAUGCGUCUGUCGAAACUGCCGUUGGAUCUUGGAUCGCCAGUCUUCUCGGAAACCUGAAGCAGGCGGGUGAAAGCACCAAGACACUGAAGGCUGCUCGCGAUGCAUUGAUCGAGGCAACUGAGACUAAAAAGACUAAAUCUCUGUUUAAGAAGUCGCUCAAGGAGGCGGAUGACGUCGACGCAGAAGACAAAAUGGAUAUUGACUCCGGAUCAGCUGUGCCUACGACCAAUAAGGUCUCCGCAAUUGAUCUUGAUGAGAUCUUCGGAUUCCUGCCCACCGAAGGCACCACCCACAACGCUCUUAACAAAUGGGAAAGAGAAGAAAUUGAAGAAGCAGUGGACCAGGGCCACAUCGGCGAACUCAUGCUCUGCCUAUGCUCCGAACACGAAGAAGUCCGCAGGCAGGCAUUUGCCAAUCUCGUCCGCUUCAUGGCCAAGCUCAAGGAGUCCAAGUACGAAGAAUGGCGCACGGUGUUCACCUUGACCGGAGAACUCCUCGAAACAGUCAACAACAUCGGCAUGGAAAAGCCCGUUCCCUGGAUCGUCGGCGAAUGUGCCUCGAACUGCCUGGCCGUUCUCACAAACCCCCUCCACAAAGUCUACGGCAAAGUCAACAAGUUCCUUCAAAAAGCUCCAGUAUGGGAAGUUGAGAAGAUCCCCACAUACUGGGUCGAUAAGAUCCUGCUCCACGAACCCGAGCUGGACGAUGGCUAUUUCGAUGAGAUCGACUGGCUACUGAGUCUAUUCGUUAAGGCUCUCCGCACCGAAGCUGAUAUGGAAGUAUACCGACGCGCCAAUGUCUUCGAGCGUGUCCUUUCCCUCUACCAAUCACCCACACUCGGCCCAGCGGCUCGACGAAAGAUCCUACACAUUGUCUACCGUGCUGCCCAGGUCGGCGGCAGUACGACCCUGAUUACCCGUUCUGGUGUUAUCAGCUGGAUCCAAAUUCAGGCUGCUGAAGCUGAAGAGAAGGAGCAUGCCCAGCUGGCCGCUUUGGCUCGUGCUUUGUACGAGAAGUGUGAUCGGGAGCGAGUUGAUGCGUGGAGCAAUGGGACGUUGGGGCGUGUCAUUGAUGAUCUUCAGGUGUAA